AUCUCCUACUAAUACUCGACUGAGUUUUAAAAAUAAGGAAAACAAUGGAGGUCUUCAAAAGCAUCGCGAAGACUUCGAGUUCUUUCUUUGUUGUAUGCAUUUUGCUUCUCUUUGCAAAUGCAGCAUCUGAGAAAACUCACUACCAUGAUUUUGUUAUUCAAGCAACACCGGUGAAGAGGCUAUGCAAUACACGUAACACCAUCACGGUGAAUGGACAAUUUCCUGGACCAACAUUGGAAGUAAACAACGGAGAUACUCUAGUGGUUAACGUUGUUAACAGAGCUCAGUACAAUGUCACCAUUCACUAGCACGGGGUUAGGCAAAUCAGAACAGGAUGGGCCGAUGGGCCUGAAUUUAUCACUCAGUGCCCAAUUAGACCAGGAAAGAAUUACACUCACCGGUUUAUCAUUCAAGGACAGGAAGGGACUCUUUGGUGGCACGCCCACAGCUCAUGGCUCAGGGUAACUGUUUAUGGAGCUUUAAUUAUCCACCCAAAAGCAGGAGAAAGCUAUCCAUUUCCUACGCCCAAAAGAGAAACGCCAGUUCUGCUUGGUACUACUUAUACCUUCUCUUUAUACCAGAAGCUUAGAAAGAAAAUGCUACUACAACUGUGUAGAAUUACUUGAUCUUACUUGAUACUGUAUUCAUAUCACCAUUAAUGAAGGUAAUUGAGAGCUCAAAGAAGAAGGAAAGGAGAAUCAGUUAGGGAGGAUUGAAACAGAGAAAACUAACAUCUCAUUGAACAAAAAUGACUAACUGCUCUGAUUACAAUUUGUACAGGUUUAUACUAUCCUAACUAACUCUUAACAGUUUACUGGUUUAACUUACACCACUUCCUAUACAGCUGUCAUCUAGUCAGCACCAACUCUAGGUAAUCUUCUUAGCAGCUUAACAAACUGCAUUUGCUCAUGUUCUCUUUUCCUUUACAAACUUCUCUGCACAUAUAAUUUGGCAAUUUUGAUCAGGUGACUAGUGGAAUGCAAAUCCUAUUGAUGUUGUAAGACAAGCUACAAGAACAGGAGCAGCUCCGAAUGUAUCAGAUGCUUACACCAUCAAUGGUCAACCGGGUGACCUCUACGCAGGAAGUCCUGUUUUAAAGCAUAUGUUCAAGGAAAGCAACAAGGCAAAAGAUGAGUAGCAAAUCAUGGAAGUAAUUGGAAGUUUUAAAUGUUCUAUGAUGUACCCUGGUUUUUGUUUUAUCAUCUUACGGACAUGAUUGUCUCUCUGAUACUUGUAUCCCAGACAAAUCAAGCUAUGUAAUAUAAACUUUAGUAAUAAAUGAAAAUGCAAAUUUUGUGUAAGCAAUGCUGCAUAGAUACUAAUGAAACUUACUGAUUACAAGCACCGCAAAAGAUGUGUUUUACAACCAUCCCCUGUGAAAAAAGAAAAAAACAUAUCCAGUCAGCUUAUACUCCAAAAAAAAAAAAAAAAAGAUCAAAAACAACCCGCUACCUAUUAAAGAACAAAAAGAGAUACGGAUUCCAGGCUUUGAACAAAAAGGCCCUACGAAACAGAGAUAAAGAACAUUGGUGAAUUCGUGGUGGACGAGUUAUCCCACCUAUUCUGGUGUGAUGUAGUAGGUACCGGAUAGAACAAUCGUUUUUGUUCAAGAAUUCAAGAAAAGAUUCCAAUAAAGACCUCUUUACCCAUAUCAUAAUUCUACAUUAUCAUUCAUGAAA
This is a messenger RNA of Capsicum annuum, 1679 nucleotides long. Its product is annotated as laccase-5-like. NCBI's taxonomy places the organism in Eukaryota, Viridiplantae, Streptophyta, Magnoliopsida, Solanales, Solanaceae. The record is from RefSeq and is a predicted model, not a curated record. Bases 45 to 308 code for a protein of 87 amino acids. Gene Ontology annotation, molecular function: copper ion binding; oxidoreductase activity. The transcript has 3 exons.